This is a messenger RNA of Botrytis cinerea B05.10, 2233 nucleotides long. RefSeq lists its product as hypothetical. Bases 838 to 1926 code for a protein of 362 amino acids. The transcript is spliced from 2 exons. Lineage: Eukaryota; Fungi; Ascomycota; Leotiomycetes; Helotiales; Sclerotiniaceae. The record is from RefSeq and is a predicted model, not a curated record.
GGGGACCGUUCGAGGCUUCUUUUCGUCCUGCUAAUGCUUCUUUUCCUCCAUUUCUGCUCUAUUCCUGCUUGGGCUGCCCAGGGACCAGGGCCGUAUCCCUUUCCAGAAUCUGGUUAUGCUUCGUACACAGCCAUCUUCACGAUUGGCCAAUGAACACGGGUCCUUUAAUGAACCCUCUCGUACUAGGAAGGUGGGUAGGUGAGUCGGUAGGUGGGUGGGUGUUCUUCUUCUGAAGGGGUUUCAUGAAGUAAUACCAAUGCUACCAAUGCUACCAAUACUACGAAUGCCACCAAGGCCACCAAUGCCACCAAUGCCGCCAAUGCCACACCUCGUACAUGCCACAUGCCACAUGCCAUGAAGGAGGGCUGGUGCGAUUGCUCUUCAAAACAACCCUCUUGCCGGCACUUGCCCGUCCGUCUCUUCCCAACAACACCUUCUCGCACAUCUAGCACAGCCACGCUUAUAGGCGUUCGAUCGCUACGAGCUAGAGAGAAGAUGCUUACGCUACAAAGGCCAUCUUAAACACCCAGAUCGAGGAACAUAGGGGUCCGAUAUUGCAUUCAAUACACCGUAUAUAUACUACUACGCAGUUAUACACAAUCGCACAACUACCGAACCAAUCUCCAUCCUCCACCGACUUCUCACUUUGUAGUUGCCGUUUCAGAUCCAUGCCAAAGGAGAAUUUACGCGUGUGAAAAAUUGGGAACAUUCAAAUCCAGGCCGCGCUAAACAGGGGAUGCGGCUAUUCAUAAUUCGUAACCAUUUCAAUCAAAUCAAUUGCGCAUUACUUGGAAUGCGUGAAACUCCCCAAGAUUUUUGAUUCUUCCAUAAUUCAUCAUGUCGACGGCUGCGGAAAAGGCAAAUCUUGCGCGCAUACGAGAUAAUCAAAGACGAUCCCGCGCUCGCAGAAAAGAGUAUCUUCAAGAGCUCGAGGCACGAUUGCGCCAAUGCGAGCUCCAAGGUAUUGAAGCAUCUUCUGAAAUUCAGCUGGCAGCAAGAAGAGUAGCAGAUGAGAACAAGAAAUUGCGAAGUCUGCUGGCACAACAUGGGGUAGGAAAUGAAAUGGUGGAAACAUAUCUACAAAUGAGUUCCGAAGAUUUAAUAAUAUCGGCGCAAUAUGGGAGUGAAAGUCCUUCGGUACAACAGUUAGAACAUUUACUCCAGGCGAGAAAACUAUGUUGUGCGGAUGGAAGUAUUGAUCCGACGAGUACGACAACGAUGGGGCAGGCGAUUCAAAGUCGAGAGAGUUCUUAUAGUGGAAAUACUGUCCAUUCGAUAUGGGAUCCAGUGCAGCCCUCACGGAGUAUGAGCGUAGGACAGACACCAACAUCGAGCAGCAAAGGAUUCUCACAGGCCCAACAAUUCAUGAGUCCAAGAAGAAGUAGCGCAGCAAGUCGACAUAGCAGUAUAAGUCAGAAUCAUAGCACGGCCGGGACUGUCCAUAAUCGACAACCACAGCAACAGCAACAGCAACAAAGAUUCAAUAUGACACCAAUAACAUUGCCAAACUCACAACAGCAGAACAGGCCAUCGAGUCUCUCCAUCCAAUCUCCUCAAAUCUAUGAAUACGAGCCGCAAUAUAUAUCAAAUCAAUCCCACAACACACUUUCUCCACAGACCCCUCAGAUGCAUUCCCAUCUACAAUCCCACACAAAUUCGAAUCCUAAUUCUCGUUCAUCAAUUUCAUCUCAUCAAAUGUCACCUCCAAUAUCAUCAACAUACAACACAAAUAUACCUUCGGAGAAUAGCGGAACCAACCUGAAUAGCUGCGUAUUUGCAACCGACAUGAUAACGACCAUGGCCGGCGGCGACCCCGCCGUAGUUCGUGCAGAAUUAGGCUGUAUGCCCGGUAUGGAUUGCAACGUGGACAACCAGUUAGUCUUUCACGUAAUGGACCGAUAUACAGAAAAUGGUGUAGGCUUAUGACUAUUGCAGGGCAGAGCGAAAUCAAAAUUUAAUGUAAUUCUUACGUGUUCGGAUACCCCUCACUUUCUACAUAUUUCACGGGCAGCGAUUGGAACAAUUCAAAAAGCGUUUUAUUUUUCCGUUUUAUUGGGUAUCUGUUAAUGAGUAAGUAGUCCUUACUUACUUUUACUCGAAUUGGAGGUUUAGUGACCCAGCUUUGAAUUUCUCUUGUAUAACCCUGCUAUUCGAGGUUGAAUAUCAGAACAGCAUCUAGAACGUCCAAAAUGAAUUACCUAAAAAGUAUCAAAGUCUCGCAAAUCCCCAUACA